GAACACUUUGAUGCGAGCGGCAACUUCACCGGGAGCCUUGCGCGCCUGUCGCCCACAACAGCCUGCAUCAUCAUCACCACCAUCAUCAUCCUCACCACCAGCAGCAGCAGCAGCAGCAGCAGCAUCAGUGUGAUGAAGCUGCGGAGGACGGAGACCUUCCUGCUCUGAGACACUGGAUCAGCCCGCGGACAGGAUGACUGAGGUGAUGAACUCUCUGGAACCGGGGACGGAGGACUUCAGCGGUGGAGCAGGAGGAGAUCAGGACACAAUAUUCCCAGAUACCCAUGAAAGGUAUCCAAAGUUGUCCAAGAGGCUUCCCUCCAUCGUGGUGGAGCCGACGGACGGAGCCGAGGUGGAGAGUGGCGAGCUCCGCUGGCCCCCGGACGAGCCGAGCUCUCCGGACGCUGAAACUGAGAGACAGUGUGUAGAGGAACAAGCCGCAGGUGAGGAGCGGUCAGAUGUCGCUGUGGACGAAGAGGCUUCAGCGGCGGAGAUGCAGGAUUCCAACUGAACAAGCUCUCCUGCAAAGCCCACUGUAACUGUGAGUGUGUCCAGACUUGGAUGAACACAACAGAGUCCAAUAGAAGAGCACAUAAUGUACAUGGAUAGAAAGAUCACAGAAAUAGAGGAGGAAGAGUAGAACAAACAGAUUCCCAAACCCAAGCUAACGGGGCUUGAAGCCAGAGUCGUGUCAGCAACUUCUAAAUAAAUCUAGCGAAGAUGUUCUUUAUUUUGUGUACAGAUCUUGCGCUGAUGAGGGAGCUUGCUCUGACACAUGUAAGUUAGUAAAGAUGACUGAAGGGACCAAAUUGCCACCCUGAAUCCUUUUUUGUCUAGAUGGCACAUGCCUUUUGAGUUUCUCUUUAUGAGCUUGUUUGAGUUGCCUGGAAAUUACCAAAAAGUAGAAUUGAUUGCCUAAAAUUAGGCUGCAAACAUGUUUUUAACGUCAUAAUUCAAAGUAUAGAGACCACACUUAAGCUUCAGUUGAAGUAUUUGAGGGUUUUCUUGUCUAAUAUGGCAUAUGUCACAAUUCCGAGUUUUUAAUUUAAUAUUUUCUCUCUCUGGCUCCAAGCCCUUGCCUUCCAAAUGCCCAAGAUAUCAUCUGCACAUCUGAUCCGGACAGAUGUUCCUAAAUGCUGUCUUAAGUAUUUAGCUCCUGUGUGCCAUACUACUACUAAUGGUAGCUACGGUAUUUUGUGCACAGUUUUUACAUUAACUAGAUGUAAAUUACAUAUGUUAAGUGCUGACUGCUGUAGUUUGGUGAUCUUGGUCUCACUAUUCACUUUGUAAUAAUAGCUACGAUGUUUUAAAGAACAGUAUUUGAUUAAGGAAGCCUUUAUCGCUUUAUUCGAUGUUAUUACGAUACAUUCUUUAAUAUAUUAUGAUAUGUACACAUUGUUCUCAUACAGUAGGUGUUAAAGGGAAUGUAAUUGUGUUCUGUUUUACUUAAGAUAAGAGCAAUAUGUUCACAGGAAUUUAAAGGCAGACCAUUUUGUUACAGAAGUAAGAAUAUAACCAGUAUAUUUUAGAUGUGUGUCGCUUGUCACAGACAUGAUAUUUUUUAAAAUACUGGAAGCCUAAAUUAUUGCACAAGUAAUAAACUUUUC
Thunnus maccoyii (southern bluefin tuna) is the source of this 1607-nucleotide messenger RNA. RefSeq names its product protein LBH-like. The coding region runs from base 194 to 511 and encodes 105 amino acids. NCBI's taxonomy places the organism in Eukaryota, Metazoa, Chordata, Actinopteri, Scombriformes, Scombridae. The transcript is spliced from 4 exons. The record is from RefSeq and is a predicted model, not a curated record.